This is a messenger RNA of Ectocarpus sp. CCAP 1310/34, 2328 nucleotides long. The record is from the annotation of a GenBank genome assembly. NCBI's taxonomy places the organism in Eukaryota, Phaeophyceae, Ectocarpales, Ectocarpaceae.
AUGCGACAGAUCAUGCUCAACACCGACCUCCAUAAUCCCAACAUCCGCCCCGAGAAACGCAUGAGCUGCGGCGCGUUCGUCCGCAACAACGAGAACUACGGCGGGGACAUCAGCGGCGGGCGCGACCUGCCCGCCGACUACCUCGAGUCCGUGUACACGUCCAUCAAGGAGCAGCCCAUCGCCACCUCUGGCGGGGGGCCGGACGACGCUGUCACCGCCCACGGGAUGGAGGCGUGCGGGGGGCGGGGAGUGGGGAAGGAGGAGCUGGAAGAGUACGACCGAGAAGUGAUUUCGGCGUGCUGGCCGUCAGUGCUCAAGGCUGCCUCAGCGGCGUUCGCCACGAGGCAAGGGCGAGACGCGUUGGCUCUGGGAGCCUCUGUGGACCUGUUCCUGAUCCUUGCGAGGCUUUGCGGUCACCAUCGUGGUCUACAGAACGCCUUCGACAAGGUGAUCCUGCUCUUGUGCCGGUUCACCGGGCUGGUGGGGCCAAUCAGACCGCCAGCACCGCGCACCAACAGCGACAGUGGUAGCAGCCAUGACGAUGACGACGGCGGCGGCGACAACAGCGACCCCGAUCUCAGCGAAGGGGGUCCGGCAGCGACGGGAACUAGCGGCAUGAAACGCCUCAUGAGUGGAAACCCUGCCGCGCGAACGGCGGCCGUGACAGCGUUCGGUAUCGCUCAUCGGUCGGGCGAUCACAUGAGAGAGGGCUGGCUCCCACUGCUGCAGCUAAUAUUCGCCAUGCGGGACCUUCACAUCUUGCCCAAGGAGGCAUUGUCAGAAACAGGGGAAGACCUGCUGGAACAUCGAGAGCGCGCCGUCUUCAACGCAAGCGUGCUGUCAGGCGAAUUUUGUAACACCGCAACUACCGCUACCUCUAAUGCUGUCACGAACACGGAGCACCGGCAAGGCGUGGGCGAGAGAAACGCGGCGCAUCACGGCCGCACCACCGCCGUCAACCCUGGAAGCGAAGGCAGAGAAAAUAGAUUCGGCGGCGGCGCUAGUAGUAGUAGUGACCGCGAGGCCACGAUAUCCUGGGUGGUGGGAAGGAGGCCAGCGGGGGAGGAAGGGUCCCGAGCUCUGCUGUUGGUAUCCGUCGACUCUUCCGCCAGCAGCGGUGCUGCUACCCCCCUCGCAGGUGGCGCCGAAGCGGCCACUUGUCUGUUGGAUGAGGCGGGCGGGCAGGAGGGAUACGGGGGUGACCAACAACAACAAGACGAGGAGGAGGGCGUGGUCCACCCGGCCGUCGAACUCUGGAACGAGACGUUUGAGGAGGACGAGCUAUCGGACGCCGACGGCGGCGUAGGCGACGACGGUGAUGCUGAGCGUGAGGUGGAGGAGGGGGACGGGGAGGGGGCGCAUAAAUGGUUCUUUGAGGCUCCACGAUCGAAGGGACGCGACGCUCGCAAGGGGGGCGCUGCAGACGGGCGUGGUCCCUACGGUCUCGAAUGGGUCGCCCAGGCGCGGGUGCAAGACCUCGUCGGCGAGAGCCGCCGCCUUGACGCCGACUCCCUGAGGGCACUGAUUCACGCCCUGAUCGCCGUGGUGCACGGCAGCCUACCGGCUCACGAGCGACGGCGGAGGCGAGGGUUUGAAGGAGGCGCGGGCGGGGGGACAGGUGUUGGUGAUUGUAGCACAGCAACACAUUGGGAAGGGAGUGGUGGCACGGCGGCGGCGGUGGCGACGGAAGCAACCGAGGACGGGCUCCAGUUUCGACGACGGACGUGAGGCUUGCUUUUGGGGGGGGGAGCAGGGGCGUACGGGGGAUGAAGUAUCCGGCCGAACAUACCUGCUGACGAUUUUGGCAAAGUACUUUGUUCUUUGACAAGGAUCCUACUUGGCCAACUCGUACUAGCGUUUAUUUCAUGAAGAACGUGUGAGCGUCCAGUCCCCCACUCUCUCAUCCGCAGCCCUCCAACCCGUUCCAUUCAACCUUUGUUCGACCGCCCAUCUCCUGUGACUUGUAUUGCGACAACUUGCCUCGGGCAGCACGCCGCAAGUAUCGACGGCGUCCUUGGCGUACGCGGAGGUGUUGAUCGCAGAGAUAGCGCUGAGGAAUCGGGAGCGGAUCGUGCUCGUCCUGCCGGUUCUGCUAGAGCACUACAGGUGGGGGGGAAUACAAUCAUCCCUCGGUAAAGGACACCAUUUGUAAAGACACUCCCCCGGUUAAGGACAACAUUGUUUUCACAGGCAUGGUGGCUCGCAGAAUGACAGGGUAAGGAGGGGUAUCAACCUAAAGGACACUUCCCUGGCUCAAGGGACACUUAUUGAAACGAAACACCAUGUAUGUCCUUAACCGAGGGCCCACUGUACGAAGCAGCAUUGUUG